AUGGUUCUUACUGAUCAACAAUUACGUCAAGAAUUAAUUAGCCAUGGCGAAACUGUGCCACCAAUUACACAACGAAAUCGAGAACAACUUCGUGCUCGACUCGAGGUUCUUCGGUCGCAUACACGAACACGCACUUCUGGUACUGGCGCUGCUUCUUCACCAUCACGAUCUCAGGCGAGUUCUUCUCCAUUACGUACACGAUCAGCUGCUUCACCAGCGCGAACUCGUAAUAGCGUUGACUCGCCAUCAACUAGACGCACUCCUGCCUCACCAUCAGGUAGACGUGCAACUGCAUCACCGUCUCGAACACUUGCUGCUAAUUCACCAUCACGUGCUCGGGGGAAUGUAGCAACAACGACAACGACAUCAGUCACUAAAACACGAACAAAGCAAACGCCACAUUUGAUUGAGUUGAGUGAUUCCGACAACGACGCCUCGCCUGCAAAUGCACUACGAGGACGUUCUGAUAUAAAAUCAACGAAUGUUCAAACCCGUUCAAUUGGAUCACGCCACCAACGUGAAUCACCUAAACCAUCUUCGCCAACACGUAGUCCUCCAGCAUCAGCAAACAUGACCAAUGAUGUUGAACAAUCAAUUGCUCGGCAUCGUCGUGAGAUUAAACAACUGCUUGAUUCAGCACGUGAUCGAAGUACAGUUGGUAAUACACCAGUAUCAUCGUUACGUUCCGGACAACCGCGUGAUUCUUCAGGUCGUCAAAGUUCACCAUCACCAAGCUCGAAGACCGGUACUCGUCGACACUCAUCAAGGUCAGAUCAUGAAACUGUUACCGAUGAUAAACCAAAGAAAACAUCGACAUCUUCACCUCAACGUGGUACAAAAUCGAAAUCAUCUUCUUGCAAGAAUUGCCUGAAUGUGCUUAAAAGUCUAUUAAAAUUUGCGCUGAUUGGUUCCAUUCUUUUGGGUGGACUUGCUUUUCUUUAUCAGAAGCGUGCUGAUUUGUUUCCACCUCCAGAAGUGAUUACAUGUUCUAUCAAAAAUGCAUCAACUUGCGAUCAGAUGAAACCUGUCAUUGGAGCAGUACGAAAGCAACUUCAAAUCCGAACUGGUGAAGUUGAUUGUGGUUUUCGUGAUAAGUCUCAAAUUCUCGUGACAAAGCAAGAGAUACAAACGAAUCUCGACGAAAAAGGAUUGAAAUUUCAAUUAGGCAACGAAGAGCGAUGGAAAGCAUUGAUUGAAUACAUCAAAGGAAAACCUGUUUCUGACAUCAUAUUAUGGACUGUGGAUAACAAAGAAACGAAUACCACUGCUUUAGUAGCAAAAAUGAGCACCAAAGAGGCUUUACGUUCGUUGACAUGUCGUGCUCGUCAAGAUGUAGACAAAACUUUGAGAAACUUGGCGUUGUUGAUCUUAGGACCAGUUGGUCUUCUCACAUUAGCUUGGUUUGUUCGAAAGCAAUCGAAAGCUUUUGAAACGAACGAAGCAGCGUUCAAAAAUUACUUGAAAAAGGCAAAGGAUCUAUUAGAAGAACAAUAUAAGAAACAUGUUAGUGAUCCAAAUCAUCAACCAUGGGUUGCUAUUAAUCAUAUUCGCGAUAAAUUGAUUCCUGAAGAAGAUCAAGAACGAUUGAAACACGUUUGGGAACGUGUUAAAAGUGAAAUAACUAAACAAGAUUCACGUCUACGUGGUGAAUUACAAGAAAUUGAUGGUAAGGCAUCGGACGUUUGGCGUUGGAUCAAAUCGGCUGCAUCAUCACCGAAAAAGUCGAAAUCACUAUCAAAGCACGCAGCUGAUGAAAGUGAUGCUCCUACAACAUCUGAAGUUGGCCUUACUGAAUCUUUGAAACUACGAAAUUGUUUUCGAUCUGAUGAUGAUACUGCCGAUGAUGAUGAAAUCGAUCAUGUUGUCGAGAGUGUUCAAAAUCGAUGCGCUAAAGUUAAGAGCAUCGAACAUAUUGGUAUUCAUUCCAAUUUUGUCUAUGUGAAAUUUUCGUCAAAAGAAGCAGCCGCACAAGGUUAUCAUCUACUCAAUAAUUGGCGCUUUCAAAACCAAACUGUCAAUGUCAAAUAUAUUCGUCUCAAUCGAUACUAUGAACACUUUCCUGAAGCCAAAGAUGCCAGUUCAGAUAAAUAA
Adineta ricciae is the source of this 2091-nucleotide messenger RNA. The record is from the annotation of a GenBank genome assembly. Lineage: Eukaryota; Metazoa; Rotifera; Eurotatoria; Adinetida; Adinetidae.